Messenger RNA from Seriola dumerili (greater amberjack), 6553 nucleotides. It is a transcript of the gene plcb4, whose product is annotated as phospholipase C beta 4. Lineage: Eukaryota; Metazoa; Chordata; Actinopteri; Carangiformes; Carangidae. Gene Ontology annotation, biological process: lipid metabolic process; phosphatidylinositol-mediated signaling. Bases 1 to 3714 code for a protein of 1237 amino acids. The record is from RefSeq and is a predicted model, not a curated record. Gene Ontology annotation, molecular function: phosphatidylinositol-4,5-bisphosphate phospholipase C activity; calcium ion binding. The transcript is spliced from 37 exons.
AUGACAAAGUCCUACGAGUUCAACUGGCAGAAGCACCUGCCGGAGUUCAUGCAGGAAGGCGCCUCCUUCGACAGAUUUGAUGAGGACCCAUACAUCUUUGAGCCCAAUUGUCAGAUGAGGGUGGACGAAUACGGCUUUUUCAUCACCUGGAAGAGUGAGGGAAAGGAAGGCCAGGUGCUCGAGUGUUCGCUCAUCAACAGUAUUCGUGUUGGUGCUGUCCCAAAGGACCCAAAGAUCUUGUCAUCAUUUGAGGCCAUUGGAAAGACGGAGGCAGACUUGGAGGGCUGUAUCAUCUGCAUCUGCAGCGGCACAGACCUGGUCAAUCUGAACUUCAUGUUCAUGGUGGCAGAGAGCCCAGACACAGCCAGGAAGUGGAUCGAGGGUUUGAGGUCAGUGAUUCACAACUUUAAAGCCAACAACGUCUGUCCAAUGACCUGCCUCAAGAAACACUGGAUGAGAAUGUGCUUCCUGACCAAUGUGAAUGGGAAGAUCCCUGUGAGAGGCAUUACACGGACAUUUGCAUCAGGGAAGACGGAGAAGGGGAUUUUUCAGGCUCUGAAGGAUCUGGGCCUUCCUAGUGGAAAGAACGAUGAGAUUGAACCAUCAGAUUUCACCUACGACAUUUUCUACGCGCUCACACAGAAGAUCUGCCCUCGCACAGACAUAGAGGAACUCUUCAAGAAAAUCAAUGGGAACAAAACUGAUUAUUUAACUGUAGACCAGUUAGUCAGCUUUCUGAAUGAAAACCAGCGUGACCCAAGGUUAAAUGAGAUUCUCUUCCCAUUCUACGACCCUAAGAGAGCCAUGCAGAUCAUCGAGAAAUACGAGAGAGAUGAAGGGCUGAAGAAGAAAGGUCACAUGUCCAGUGAUGGGUUCUGCCGGUACCUGAUGUCAGAUGAAAAUGCUCCAGUUUUCUUAGACCGGCUGGAGCUGUACCAGGAAAUGGACCAGCCACUAGCCCACUACUUCAUCAGCUCUUCCCACAACACUUAUCUGACAGGCCGGCAGUUUGGAGGGAAGUCCUCAGUAGAGAUGUACCGCCAAGUCCUACUGUCUGGAUGCAGAUGUGUGGAGCUGGACUGCUGGGACGGGAAAGGAGAGGACCAGGAGCCCAUCAUCACUCAUGGCAAGGCCAUGUGCACGGACAUCCUGUUUAAAGAUGUUAUCCAAGCCAUCAAGGAGACGGCAUUCGUCACUUCAGACUACCCUGUUAUUUUGUCCUUCGAAAAUCAUUGCAGUAAACCACAGCAGUACAAGAUGGCCAAAUAUUGUGAGGAGAUCUUUGGCGACCUCCUCCUCAAACAGCCUCUGGAGAACUAUCCGAUUGAAGCAGCGCGCCCCUUACCCUCUCCGAAUGACCUCAAACGUAAAAUCCUCAUCAAAAACAAACGUUUGAAACCUGAAGUGGAACAGAAGCAGCUAGAGGCCUUUAAGAAACACAUGGAGGCAGGAGAGACCAACACCUCUGCCAUCAUCAUGGGAGAGGAGAAUGAAGAAGACACAGAGAACGGAGAAAAAGACGCAGAGGAUAAGGAUUUGAAUUCAGAGGCCCCCAGUCUGUCAGAGGCAACCAGUGAGAAAGACACCAACAGUGUUUCCCAGAGUAACACUGUCAGCAUGAGCAAAGAAGAAGAGCGCAGUAACAGUAUCAAGAAGGUGCCUGAUGAUGAAGUGACUGAGAUUUCUGAAGCGACAGAUGCCACAGAUAUCUCUGAAGCAUCUGACCAAGACAAUAACAAGAAGGGUGGGGAUGUGGCAGAAGACUCUGAAGAGGCCCUUAUAGCUCAGUACACCUAUGUAGGAGCCACCACCAACAUCCACCCCUAUCUCUCAGCCAUGGUCAACUACGCACAGCCUGUCAAGUUCCAGAGCUUUGAUGUGGCAGAGGAAAGGAACAUCCACCAUAACAUGUCAUCCUUUAACGAGUCUGUCGGCCUGGGUUAUCUGAAGACUAAUGCCAUAGAGUUUGUCAACUACAACAAGCGUCAGAUGAGCCGUAUCUACCCCAAAGGGGGGCGGGUGGAGUCCAGUAAUUACAUGCCUCAGAUCUUCUGGAACGCAGGCUGCCAGAUGGUCUCACUCAACUUCCAGACCCCAGACCUGGCCAUGCAAUUGAAUCAGGGAAAAUAUGAGUACAACGGUUCCUGCGGGUACCUGCUGAAGCCCGACUUCAUGCGACGGUCAGACAGGAUGUUUGACCCUUUCUCAGAGACACCAGUGGAUGGUGUCAUUGCUGCAACCUGCAGCGUACAGGUGUUCUCUGGACAGUUCCUGUCAGAUAAGAAAAUUGGCACAUACGUUGAAGUCGACAUGUACGGGCUGCCGACGGACACCAUCCGGAAGGAGUUUCGCACACGUAUGGUGAUGAACAACGGGCUGAACCCCGCCUACAAUGAGGAGCCUUUCGUCUUCAGAAAGGUGAUCUUACCGGAUCUGGCAGUACUGCGCAUCGCAGUCUACGACGACAACAACAAGCUGAUUGGCCAGCGCAUCCUGCCUCUGGACGGCCUGCAGGCUGGCUACCGUCACAUCUCGCUGAGGAAUGAGGGCAACAAGCCCCUAUCGUUGCCCACCAUCUUCUGCCAAAUCAUCCUCAAGACCUACGUGCCCGACGGAUUCGGAGCAAUUGUGGAUGCUCUAUCGGACCCAAAGAAGUUCUUGACCAUAGCAGAGAAGAGAGCCGACCAGAUGAAGGCCCUGGGGAUUGACACGAAUGACAUAGCAGACGUUCCCAGUGGAAGCUCAAAGAACGACAAGAAGGGAAAGGGUAAAGGAGACACUGUGAAGGCCAGUGUGACACCACAGGCCAGCUCAGACAUGGCCCAGACCUCCAACUCCGCACAGAAUAACACAGCAGAAACCAAGAAGGACACUGCACUCGUGCCUAAUGUCAGCAUUGAUGACUUAAAACAAAUGAAGACGUACCUUAAACUGAUUAAAAAACAACAGAAGGAGCUCAGCGCUUUAAAGAAGAAACACUUAAAGGAUCAAAAUAUAAUGCAGAAAGCUCACUGCACCCAGGUGGAGAAGAUAGUGUCUCUGCAUGAUAAGGAGAGGACAACCCUGGAGAAACUACUAGAGAAAGCCAUCAAGAAACGUGGAGAAAACAACUGCCAAGAGCUGAAGAAGGAGACAGAAGAUAAGAUCCAAACACUAGUCACUGAUCACAAAGCCAAGGUAAAGGACAUCACAGCACAACACACUAAAGAGUGGUCAGAACUGAGCAGCAGUCACGGCAGCGAGGAGCAGGAGAUGAAGGACAGCCACGUCACACAGCAGUGCGAACACCUCAAGAAACUCCUGGCCACCGUCCAGGAGCAGCAGACCAUGCAGCUCAAACUCAUCCAUGAACGGCAAAGCAAAGAGAUGCGUGCCAACCAGGCCAAGAUGUCCAUGGAAAACAGUAAAGCCAUCAGCCAGGACAAGACCAUCAAAAACAAGGCAGAGAGAGAGAGGAGAGUGCGAGAGUUAAACAGUAGCAACACCAAGAAGUUCCUGGAUGAAAGGAAGAGGCUGGCUAUGAAGCAUCAGAAGGAGAUGGAGCAGCUACAGAAAAACCAGAGAGAACAGUUGGAGAAACUGGAGAAGUUCAAUGAGCAGCUUUUGAAAUCACACCAUGCAAACAAACAGGUUCAAGGCCAAGGACAUGCAGCAGAUGGUGAAGCUGGAGGAGGAGAUGGACCGCAGACCUGCCACGGUGGUGUGAGCGACUGAGACUGAGACACACACCCACACGUAUACAUGCACACACACACACACACACACACACACACAAGUGCAGAAACACUCCACCACAGUUAGCCCUCAAACAACCCAGAGACGAAAAACCCUGCCUACAUCACUGUCUCUGUACUUCUGUCAUGCUCACACACAAACACACAGUAGCUCUCUUCACCUCUUUUUUUCUUCUGUUCAUUCACCUGCUCACCCUGUCCUCUAAACCCUUACCCCACCCACUAACUUUACACCACUGAGCCAUUGGUGCUUAUCACUGUUUGACAGGGGGUUUAACCACUUAUCGAGUAAGGAAAUGUUACCUCGGAGAUGAAGCGACAGAGUCAGACGCAUCCCCUCCUCCAUUGCAUGUAGAUCUAAAUUUUCUAUCACCCUCACUGUUCUCUGUGAUCUACGGGCAACACAGCUGCAGCUAUUGGUGGGGACACACACACACACACAAACACGUUCACUCAUGGGUCGGAUGAAGUGGACAUCCGUUCCCUUUUUGACUUGUUUUUAUUUUUUAUUUUUUAAAUCGGUACCCAAUUAACAGCUCCAGAGACAGCGUGGAUGAGGGGAGAAGAAUAUGUAUAAGAUUUGUCAUUUCAGCACAGAUGAAUAAACUUUGUGAAAUACACUGUACGCUACACACCAGUCCUGUCCUGAGCACUUUGUAUGUAAUAGGCCAUCAUAACAAUGUGGAAAAUGUAGCAGUGCACUACUAGAACUACUAGUUUUCUGUAUUUCAGUAAGAAUGUAUUUUUAAAAAAAAAUCACUGUAUGAAGGAGAAGCAAACCCCCAGUGUCGCCUAAUCCUACAAUGCAAGUUGUUUGACUUCACAAAAGAGGUAUUAUUGACUUUUUUUGUUGUUCAACAAUGUUACAGAUGAGUAUAAAAAGGCUUAUUAUAAAGUUGAGUAGGAAGACUGUAAAGGGAACAGGGGAUACUGCUCACUUUAUCGUGGCUGAUUCCUGUCAAAUGUACUUUUAAUCAUUAGGCUAUACCCAACCCAAGAGAUGGUGUAAUAUCUGUGCCUCACUUCCCCUUAAAAAUGACAUACUGUAGUCAUUUCUAUUUUUUAAAAUUUACUUAUAGUCAAUUUUCACAAGUUUACAACUGCAAAACUCUUUAAUACAACAUUCUAUACUCAUCAUUUGUGGCUCAAAAUCAUGUAUACUAUGCAAGAAAAAAAGAUGAACAAACACAUGAUUCCCUCAAAAUAGUAAACAAGACAUGUUUUUUGAAGUUAUUGCUCCAAACUGAGGCAAUAUCAUUAGUAGUUACAACACCUAGUUGAAACGAUGACGAUAUAAUGAACUGGACAUCUACUAGUAAGUACAAGGUUAAGUAGAAUUAUGAUGGUCCUUUGCAUUAAGGGGUUUUGCACUUAAACUGAGAAUCAAGCCAAAGCUGUAAAUGAAUCCAUUCUUGGCAGCCCGUUAAUUCUGCUGUAAUAAUUCUUUUAAUUGACCGGCCUUUCACCGUCAGACAAGAACUUUGGCCGACAGAAGUCAACGCCAUUUCGUCUUGUCAGUUUCCCACUCAUUAAGGCGUUGUUGAAACGAAGUGCUCCCUUAAUAGCUUCUUGACUGCACCUUAGCAACUUCAGCUAGUAAUCCUCAUCGUUCCCCUCCUCGCCUUUCGGCCGGGGGACAUCAGACACAAUAAUUAUAACAGAUUUGUAACGAAGCCUGUGACAUGGCUGCCACACACUGUCCACACUGGGGAUUUCAGACUAGGCCUGUAUCCCUCUAUGUCCCAAAAUGGUUCCCCUUAAAUGUAGCAGUUAUACAGAAGGUUUAAGGAAGCAUUACUGUUAUCAGCGCAGUUGAUACUGCUGUACAAAAAAACUACUGCAGAGAGAGAAAUGUGAUGGAGAAGUACUAUAAAGUAAUCCCAUGGGUACUGUAGUAUUGUGCACAUAUGAUGAUGCCAGGCACUGACACUGCAUGGCGUAACACCAACAAAGAUCAAGCAAAAUGACAAAAAGUCAAGAUAUGAUAUGAAAACACAUAAAUAUGAGGAUAACGCACCUCUAGGUAUUUUGGCCUUUAUAAGAUUUUUUCCUGUUGUUUUAUUCUGCUGUAAUUCACUUAGAGGGUAGACGGGAUGUUCUUGUAUAUACUGGAAUGUAUGUAGUUUAAUUUUACUUUUUGACCAAUUGUGUUCCGUCAUUCAAGGGCUCCGGGAUAGAGUGGGUCUGCUGGAAAUUGGGGAAAGACAUUUAUCAACCACUGGGAUUUCUUGUUUGUUUUUGUUUCUGUUUUCCAGUCUGCCCUUACUGCACCACACAACACAGUAUAAAACUCUCACCACAUAUCUAGUGCAGAGAUAAACGAGUAAAAAGUGCUUUUAAAUUUUAUUCCAUCGCUUUCAAAUGUGCCACUCAGUGUCUGUUAGGACGUUUAAAUUAUUUUAUGAAUGAUAAAAUGCCAAAUUAAGGGGUUAUUUAUAUGAAGAUAUAUAUAUAUAUAAAUAAAUCAAUAUAUAUAUUAUAUAUAUUAGAUAUAAUGUGUAGUUUAAGAUUAUUAUGUUUGUUAGAGGCUUUUUUGCACUAGUUGAAUGUUUAUGUUGUGUGAUUACAUGUAACCUUUGGCUCUAGUUUGUCGAAAAAAGCAGAUUAUUUUUGCAGAGCAACGUCACCGAUUUGAGUUCCUCGGUUUCUACUGUAUCUCCUCUGUUUUCUAUUUUAACUGUAGCUUGUCAACAAACCAUUCUGUGCGCGUUUUUGUAUUUAUAUUGUAUUGUUGAACUUAUAGCAAUGAAAAUACCGUUGUUAUCCAGCUCCUUUAAUACUGUUUUAUAGUAUGUGUACCAAUAAAUCCAGGUGUAAAA